UUAGAAAUUUAGUAGCUAUUUAGAUUUCGAUGGUUCGGAAACCUUGAGAAAUAUUAUAUCAGUUGAAAAUGCGAGCCGUAAGUACAUAAAUUGGGUGAACCAUGUCUUGAAAUCACAUAUGGCGUCUAUUGUGGAGGAUCUAAGAAUUACUUUUGGUUUGCGGGAAAAUCAUGCUAAUGAAAUCAAUGAAUGGAUACAUUUUGCUAUGUUCAAAAACGUUAAGAGGUUGAAAUUGGACUUUUCAUCUUUAUUAGGGUAUGACUGCUAUUCCUACUACACCUUUCAUGAAUUGUUCCUGCAAUUGCUGUGCAAUAUAUCUGGUUUCGACAGCCUAAUUUCAUUAAGCUUGAAUACUGUUGUUGUCACAGAUGAUACAGUUACUCGUAUUUUAUCAAAUUGUCCGUUGCUUGAAACGCUUGCAUUGAAAAAUACAAGAUCUCUUUGGAGUUUAGUUGUUAAUGGUCCACCACUCAAGUUAAAGCACUUGAAGAUUAAGCAUUGUUUUCAAUUAGCAGUUGUUGAGAUUUUAGCAGAAAACCUCGUCUCUUUCAAAUAUCUCGGGUCUCUCAUAGACAUCUCUUUUGGAAAUGUCCCCUUGCUCUCGGAAGUUCUGAUCGGAGGCGAUUAUGUUAAGUACUGGGUUAAUCAGCUCGACCAAUUGUCAUACGAUUUGUCUCAGCUACACACUCUUACUCUGAAUCAAAAUUACAUGGUUAGUUCAUCUCAUGCCAUGUUAUCUCUUGAUAAUCCUUCUUUCUUUUAUGGAGAGUCUCUCAAAGCUUUUUUAUUGUUUUUGGCUAUGUUUCUAGGGAAUGUUUCUUGUUGAUCCCUGUAGAGUUCCCUGAGUUUAGCAAUCUCAAGCAUUUGGAAUUGAAUUUUCUUGAAAUCAACUAUCAGAGUCUUGUCGUUCUAGUUUCCUUGUUAAGAGCAUGUCCUUGCUUGUAUUGCUUGAAGCUGAAGCAAGUUGAAAGACGUACACAUAAAUGUUUGAACUCGUUGGCUGGAAUAGAGAGAAACCUGAUAUUCAGCUUGCGACAUACCUGUAGCUGACCGUUAUGUCACUAGACAAGAUUAUUAUUGAUCUGUGUUACCACAAGAAACAUUGAAAAUUUCAACGGAGAUUGGAGACGAAAAAAGAACUCGAGUACUCUAAGGAGUGUGCCAGGUAGCUCCAGUCAAAAUUACUACUAGGGGCUGUGUUAUUGAUACGUUAAAACAUUUCUGAUUGUUUUUCAUAUAGCAUCCAAC
This is a messenger RNA of Lycium ferocissimum, 1248 nucleotides long. Its product is annotated as putative F-box/LRR-repeat protein At3g28410. NCBI's taxonomy places the organism in Eukaryota, Viridiplantae, Streptophyta, Magnoliopsida, Solanales, Solanaceae. The record is from RefSeq and is a predicted model, not a curated record. The transcript has 2 exons. The coding region runs from base 119 to 826 and encodes 235 amino acids.